Messenger RNA from Phytophthora sojae, 798 nucleotides. RefSeq lists its product as hypothetical. Lineage: Eukaryota; Oomycota; Peronosporomycetes; Peronosporales; Peronosporaceae. Bases 1 to 693 code for a protein of 230 amino acids. Gene Ontology annotation, molecular function: 2,3-dihydro-2,3-dihydroxybenzoate dehydrogenase activity. Gene Ontology annotation, biological process: siderophore biosynthetic process. The transcript is spliced from 4 exons. The record is from RefSeq and is a predicted model, not a curated record.
AUGCUAUCGAACAAGUCUCCUAAGGCUCCUGCUUACAAAUCCUCGGUCAAGUCUCCUCUCAAGACGGUGCUCAUCACCGGCAGCAACCGCGGCAUCGGCCUGGCCUUCGCGCGGCACUACGUCAAGCAAGGAUGGAACGUCGUGGCCUCUGCGCGUAACGUGGACGCGGCCGAGGAGCUCCAGCGUCUCCAGCCCUGGAAGACAAUCACGCUCGACACGGGCGACGAGCAGUCGAUCUCGUCUGCCGCUAAGGCGCUCAAGGGCGUGGCUCUCGAUGUGCUCAUCAACAACAGCGGCAUCUCCAUCGGCGGCGGCCUGGACGUCACCACCAAGGAGGACAUGAUGCGCCAGUUCGAGGUGAACACCGUGGGCCCUUUCCUCAUGACGCGCGCCUUCCUGCCCAACCUCCGCCUUGCGGUGGCGGCCCACGGCGAGGCCUUCGUGGCGCAGAUCACGUCGCGCAUGGGAAGCAUCGUUGACAACGGAUCGGGCGAGCCUGGCGCUGGACCUCAAGUCGGAGAAGAUCGGCUGCCUGCUGCUGCACCCUACGUCAACACUGCCAUCGUCAACUUCACGGGCAUUGUGUCGCCUGAGGACAGUGUUGCCGGCAUGGUGCGCAUCAUCGAGCGCGCCAACGUGGACGACAAGCUGCAGAUGUUUCACUUCGAGAAGGGCGACGCGCUGCCGUGGUAGAAUCUUGUUGCUGGCGUGGUAGUGUUGAGCAGGGGGUUCACUCAUGCUCUAGCUCUUUGACUUGGUGCACACGGAUUAGCCCGAGUUAAUCUAUACCUUUUGUUU